AUGGCGGUGGCGGCGCUGCGCGGGGUUCUGGGGCUCGGCGGGAUCCACUGGCUGAGGCGCGGCAGGAGGAGCACUUCAGUUAUAGACCAUCUGGGACUGCUCUCUCCAAGCAAUGGGCUCCCACUGCCAUCCUACUGCCGGAGCUAUCGAACUGUGUUGUGCACUGAGCUGGCGAAGCCACUGAUUAUUACGACUGUCCCAUCGCCUCCUUUGCAGCCCCAAGAGGUCAGGGUUGGCAUCCAUUGCUGUGGGGUAAACUUUGCUGAUAUCUUGGCCUGCCAGGGUCUGUACCAGGAAAAACAUGCUCUUCCAUUCACUCCUGGAAUGGAGUUUUCAGGGGUUGUGAUGGAGACAGGAACGGAUGUCAGCACAGUGCAAAAGGGAGACAGAGUACUUGGCGUGACAAGCUCUAAGGCAAUGGCUGAGGAGUGCAUUAUUGAUCAGAAGAUGCUAUGGCAGAUCCCAGAUGGUGUGUCUUACGAACACGCUGCUGCACUGCCUGUGUCUUAUGGCACAGCCAGCUUGGCCCUUGAGCGAAGAGCACACAUGCAGCCAGGGGAAACAGUUUUAGUGACAGCAGCAGCUGGGGCCCUGGGACUUGCUACUAUUGAUAUUGCGACCAAUGUUUUUAAGGCAAAGGUGAUUGCAGCAGCUGGAAGUGAUCACAAAUGCAAUGUGGCACUACAGAAGGGUGCCACACACAGUGUAAAUUACAGCCAAAACAGCUUAAAAGAUGAGGUGAAGAAGCUUACUGAUAACAGAGGGGUCAAUGUAGCGAUAGAUGCUGUUGGAGGAGACAUCUUCAAGCAAGCAUUACACAGUUUGGCUUGGGAGGGCAGGAUUGUGGUGGUGGGCUUUGCUGGAGGAACAAUUCCCUCAUUUUCAGCUAACCUGCUGCUUCUGAAGAAUGUGUCUGCCAUGGGAGUGUAUUGGGGUCGGUACCGAGAAGAGGAGUUCCCUCUCUUUUCAUCCUCUAUUUCCUCUGCUCUUCGGUACUGCUAUGAGGGAAAGAUUGAACCUCAUAUUGGAGAAGUUUUCAAACUGGAGGAGGUAAAUGAAGCCUUUAGCCAUGUGAUUCAGCGUAAAUCCACUGGGAAGGUCAUCAUCUCAGUUAAAUGAAUCAGCCUGUUUCUUCAGACACAGCCCCCUGCUGCUGUUACACUGCUUUGAAGAGGAGAUUAUCACUCUCAAAAGAUGAAAUAAUUAGCAUUGUCACUUUAACAUUUUUUAUGCAAGGCUCAAGUGACUUUUCACAUGAUUUGUUUAUCCUCACUAGUAGCACAGAGGGGUUGGGGGUGCUUAUGAUUUAAUGGGAAAAACAUUUGCACUUUUGGCUUACUGUGAUGGAGGUGCAAUAGUGCUUGACAAACAGUGUGAGGAAUCCUAGGGUACAUAAGUCUUUGCUAUGACAAGAGAAGACAUGUGGAUAUGCAGUUGAUUUCAACAUAAACAGAAUCUGAUUAAAAGUCUCACUGCUGGGAGAUAAUGUACUUACAGCCUCCUUCUGUUGUACCCCACCUGGGCUUCUCACACUCUCUUUCCAUAGCAUUGAUCCUGUCCUAGCUGAUAGAGUGUAUUGUGCACACUUCACCCACUCACUUCUUUCACACUGAUGAUUGCACAGGCUGCUUCCCUUUCUAUUGGUGAUGACAUUGUUCCUUGUGUCAACUCCAGGAACAGGAGGGAGGUAACUGGUAGAGUUUCUUUUAAUGCCUUUUAAGAGCUGGAAAGAAGAAACGGAAUUAAGCCUUUGAAGACCAGUAAGAGACUGCAAUUUGAGACCCCCUGCCCUUAGGCAAUGUAGAGCAGCAGUCCUGUCUGCAACUGUGUCUGAACAGCAAGCUAGAAGUGAACUGCUUGUGUGGGAGAGAUGAAAUUGAAAUGAGAAGUAAAAUAAGAAAGACAACAGGCAGCUGGACACACUUGCUUUAGGAGAGUGAACCAGACCAUGGCUCCAUCUAGUUCAGUGGCAAAAUUCCUUCAGGAGAAAGAAGCCAGCCCCCAAUAAUCAAUGUACCAUGGAGAGAAAAGACUUUGUCCUUCCCCCUGCAUCAAUUCAGCUUAGGUCCUAGGAGCUGAAACUGUGCUUUAGUUACUUUAACAAACAUAACAGCACGAAAGGAGAAAGUCCAGUCUGAAACACUGUUAAGAAGCACAUUUUACUUUUUCAACCUAGCU
This is a messenger RNA of Gavialis gangeticus (Gharial), 2178 nucleotides long. Its product is annotated as quinone oxidoreductase-like protein 2. Lineage: Eukaryota; Metazoa; Chordata; Crocodylia; Gavialidae. The transcript is spliced from 10 exons. Bases 1 to 1119 code for a protein of 372 amino acids. Gene Ontology annotation, molecular function: oxidoreductase activity. Gene Ontology annotation, cellular component: mitochondrion. The record is from RefSeq and is a predicted model, not a curated record.